Messenger RNA from Aspergillus saccharolyticus JOP 1030-1, 1432 nucleotides. RefSeq names its product FAD-dependent oxidoreductase. Gene Ontology annotation, biological process: secondary metabolite biosynthetic process. The record is from RefSeq and is a predicted model, not a curated record. The transcript is spliced from 3 exons. Gene Ontology annotation, molecular function: FAD binding. Lineage: Eukaryota; Fungi; Ascomycota; Eurotiomycetes; Eurotiales; Aspergillaceae. Bases 107 to 1432 code for a protein of 441 amino acids.
AGAACAUUGCAUUCAUUCCAGCAACCACUUCAAACUCCUAAUAAGGACCCUCCACCACGCACUCGACAUCCUUUUCGACAACCAUCAGCCAAGAAAAGAACCACCAAUGACUCCCCCCAAGAAAAACUUCCACGUCGCCAUCAUCGGCGGCGGCAUAGCCGGCGUCACGCUGGCCAUCGCGCUACACCACCGCAACAUCUCCGUCACCAUCUACGAGCAAGCGCACGCCUUCUCCGAAGUCGGCGCGGGCGUCUCCUUUAGUCCCAACGCGGUACAAGCCAUGAAGUUCUGCCACGACGGCAUCUACAACGCCUUCGAGAAGGUGUGCACGCGCAACCUUUGGCCUUCAAAACAGAAAGUGUGGUUCGACUACCUGGACGGCUACAACUUCAAGGGGCCCAACGACACCUCCACGGAACGGGGCCGCCAGGAUAUUGAGUUUACUAUCUCCAACAGCCUGGGACAGAACGGGGUGCACCGCGCGCACUUUUUGGAUGAGCUGAUCAAGCUCGUACCCCAAGAGAUCUGCCGCUUCAAGCGCCGCCUCGAGGAUAUCCACGAGCGCAUCCGCGACGGCAAGUUGAUUCUCAAGUUCGCCGACGGGUCCGAGGAAGAGGCCGAUGCGGUCAUCGGGUGCGAUGGGAUCAAGUCGCAGGUGCGCCAGAUUAUCGUCGGUGCUGACCAUCCGUCCGCGAAGCCCUCGUAUACGCACAAGUACGCCUACCGCGGUCUCGUGCCGAUGGAGAAAGCGGUUGAGGCGAUAGGGGAGGAGUUGGCCUCGAAUUCGUGUAUGCAUAUGGGCCCAGGAAGCCACAUGCUCACCUUCCCCGUCAACGGCGGCAAAACGCUCAACAUCGUCGCCUUCCACACCAACCCGGACGACUGGGCCGAAUAUCCCCACCUCACCCGCCAAGGCACGCGCGAAGAAGCCCUGCGUGACUUUGAAGGGUUCGGGCCAAACGUGACCAACCUGCUCAAGUUGACGGAAUCCGAUCUCAGUGUGUGGGCGAUCUUCGACCUCAACGACCACCCCGUCCCCACCUUCCACAAAGGCCGCCUCGUCAUCUCCGGCGACGCUGCGCACGCUACCUCGCCGCACCACGGCGCGGGAGCGGGCUUCUGUAUCGAGGACACGGCCGUGUUGGCCACGCUGCUGGCGGAUGAGCGUGUCUGCUCUCCCGCGGAUCUGACGGCGGCGUUUGCUGCCUUUGAUGCGAAUCGGCGUGAGCGGUCGCAGUGGUUGGUGCGGAGCUCGCGGUUCAUCGGGGACUGCUACGAGUGGCAGGCUGAGGGUGUGGGGCGGGAUUUCAAGAAGAUCGAGGAGGAGAUCAAUCGGCGGAAUGGGAUGAUUGCGAAUGUGGACAUCGCAGCGAUGGUGGAGGAGGCUAGGGGGGAGCUGGGGAGGCGGCUGGGGCAUAGAGCCUCGCUGUAG